GCAGGUCAAGUGUUGAAAGCUUUUUACAAGCAAGUUCAACCCGACCGCUCACCCCAAUAUUUUCGGGCUUAUUUUCCUCUUUCCGAACUCACAAAACCAUUUAGUUUUCAAUUUACUUCCGCCGAGGAAGAAAAGUUAUUGCCUAAUCAGAGAACUAAACUUGGUUCUGGGUCAAGUCCUGUUAACUCAUACGGGCUAUUACAAAUUAUGAAUACACCAAACACACCAAUUAAAGAAAUUAGUAAUCGCGAAUUAUUCCAAAUAAUAGUACAUAAAUUAGAAAACAGCCAAAUUUAUUUCGAAGGGGAUGGUCGCCAAUGGUUUCUUUUGGAAAGGAAGCACAAAAUAAAGAUUGGUGAGUUGGAAAUGGAGUUUAAAAACUUUAAUGGCUAUGAAGUCUUAAAAGAAGCCCGAACUUCGGCUUUGGAAGUAGCCAAGUAUUUACUUUCUCUUGACCCCCAUAAGAAAUACUUCACUUUAAAAAUAAUAUCUCUUGGCGAGGAAGGAAGUAGUUUGCCUACGGAAGGAAAUUUUCGCUUGAAUAAAUUGCUCCACAUGAGUAAAAUAUUUCAUUGCAUGGAAUAUGGUAAACCAUUAUUUCGGGAAAGAAUGGAGGCUUUUGAACACGGAGCCUUGGUUUAUAACGUUUACAUGAAUUUCUUACAAUUGUAUCAUCUUCCUACUCUAACCACUGCCCUCGACAAAGAAACCCAAGAUUUUGUUAGUUUGAUAUUUAACUAUUUUUAUAGUUAUAAGAAUGAUAACGAAACCUUGAAAAAUUUUUCUCACGAAGAUCCAGCUUUCAAAUUAGGUGAUUAUAUCGAUGAUAACAAAAGACCGGCCAAAGAGAGAAGACAUGUAACAUUAGAAAUAGAAAAUGAUAAUUUGUGGCUGAUAAAAUUGACUAGUCAAAGAAAAGAACUAAGUCAAAUAAGAAUAAUGCCGAGAAUAACAGAAUGUCUGAAUAAGAUUUCUUAUCCGGUAUUGAAAAGAAAGAUUUGUAUUUCCCUCCUUGAUUUGGAGAAAACUAAAGAUGAAUUAACCUUUGACACUAAGAUAGUAAACGUGGAUGCUACCAAAUUGAAACCCACUCGGGAAAUUCCUUGA
Molecule: messenger RNA, 1107 nt
Organism: Racocetra fulgida
Lineage: Eukaryota; Fungi; Glomeromycota; Glomeromycetes; Diversisporales; Gigasporaceae
Source: the annotation of a GenBank genome assembly